GAGAUGUGUCCUGUGAUGCUUGGAAAGAAGAUGAUAGACACCCUGGAAGAAGAGCACGAUGACAAUGAGGUAUAAACUCCCCAAGGUCACCAGCCAGGUGGCCAGACGUGCUUUUGAAGCUGCAACUAAGAGUUUGUCGGAUGAAGAGAAACCCUUGGUUACAGAUUACCUGACACACUCAACCUCUGCGGCAGAGAACAAAAGCGCAUGAGAGAGCCAGGCGAUGUAGUGAAAGCCAGUCUGCUGCUACGCAAGAUUGCAAAUGGUUCAAGCACUGCCAAUGUGGCUAUCGGUGGCUACACCAAAAUGGUUGAGCAAGCUGCCUAUGACUUGCUGGUAAAGUCAUAUCCAGUAAUGAUGGAAGGGUCUGCUCCAAAGAGGGCAAAGCGAGCAACAUUGAUGGAGAACUAUGAGCGUCACUGCUGUGACCGUUGGCACAAUUACCAGAUGCAACUUCGUUUGCAGCACGUUCUAGAUGAGUAAUUCAUAAAAUGAUUGUGAUAGAGUUGGUAUUCCAGAGUCACGUCUUGACAUUGAGCUAACAAAGGUGUCUUAUCUUUUUUUACAGAACAUUUUGGACUAUGUCAGCCAUCUGAGACCAGGGUGCGCUCUUGGAUGAAGACACAAGGAUGGACGGUGAUCUCCCAUCACUGAGUUUUGCACACACUGCAACGGUCUCCAAAUGGGCAGCGGGUGGCGCUGUUGAGACGAUGACGUCAGUGCAGGCGACCGGAAAAAGAGCGAGGCGCCAAAAUUCGUAUCUGUCGUUCAGGAACAGAGAGGUAGAAAGACAGAGAUGAACCAUGAACAUUAAAGGUAAAGCAACUGGGGAAUCAAACACCAACAGCAGUGAUGGAGAUGCCAUCAAGGUGUUUGUGCGGGUUCGGCCCUUGACUCAAGGCACUGGGUUAAUGACAGAUGGCGAUCACAGUCUGUGCCUGACGGUGACAUCACCUCACAACGUCAGACUGCACUGUAAACCUGAGCCUCGAACCUUCACCUACGACCAUGUCGCUGACAUGAACACGAGUCAGGAGGAGGUUUUCUCCAGUGUGGCUAAAAACAUAGUUGAGGCGUGCAUGAAUGGAUACAACGGCACCAUUUUUGCCUAUGGGCAGACGGGUUCAGGAAAGACCUUCACCAUGCUGGGUCCGUCAGAGUUGGAUAAUUUCUCAGAUGAGCUGCGUGGUGUGAUUCCUCGUAGUUUUGAGUACCUAUUUUUCCUCAUCAACCGAGAGGUGGAGCGGUCUGGUGGGAUGAAGAGUUUCCUGUGCAAGUGUUCAUUUAUCGAGAUCUAUAAUGAGCAGAUUUAUGACCUGUUGGACAGCGUCUCCACCAGUCUGUUCCUGCGAGAGGACAUCAAGAGAGGCGUGUUUGUAGAAGGAGCCGUGGAGAAAUACGCAGCAUCUGCUGCAGAGGCCUAUCAGGUGUUGUCUAUGGGAUGGCGGAACAGACGAGUGGCGUCCACCUCAAUGAACCGCGAAUCAUCUCGCUCACAUGCGGUUUUCACCAUGACGCUUGAAUCUAAAGAGACAGGACGGGAAGUAGUCAACAUCAGAACCUCCCAACUCAACCUGGUUGAUCUCGCCGGGUCCGAGAGACAGAGAGAUACACAUGCAGAGGGUUCACGACUUAAAGAGGCAAGCAGCAUAAACCGGUCGCUGAUGUGUCUAGGUCAGGUCAUCAUGGCCCUGAUGGACGUGUCCAAUGGAAAGAAUCGUCACAUAUGCUACAGAGACUCUAAACUGACCUUCCUGCUCAGGGACUCCCUGGGAGGAAACGCUAAGACAUACAUCAUCGCUAAUGUUCAUCCUGGCUCCAAGUGCUUCGGAGAGACGCUCUCCACCCUGCAGUUUGCUCAGAGAGCCAAACUCAUCAAAAAUAAGGCUAUGGUGAAUGAGGACACUCAGGGGAACGUCAGGCAGCUGCAGGCGGAAGUGAGGAAAUUAAAGGAACAGCUCGCAAACGCUCUUUCACAAACAUGCAUCACAGAGCUCACACCAGCAGACCAACAAACUCACACGGGUCAGUCUGAUCAUGUGGUUUCCUAUAAGACACAGUUCAUUCAGGCCAUGCGCUUCUGGAAGAAAGGACAGGAGGAGAAGAAGGCUCUUCAAGAGAAAGUGUCUAAGCUGGAAGCUGCGUGGGCUCAAAAGGAGAAAUUCAUCCAGUCCAACCGCAUGAUCCUGAAGUUCAGAGAUGAUCACAUCGCUCAGCUUAAGAAAGAGUUACAGACAGGCCACAGGUCAGAACCUGAGCAGCAAAGCCAGCAGCUGCAGGAGGAGAUACGGCUGCUACGAGAACAGGUAGAGCACCACCCCCGAAUUAUGCGUUACGCUGCAGAGAACUGCGGCCUGCGGGAGGAGAUUAGGGCACUACGUUAUCUGGAAUCAGUCAGAUCUGCUGGUGAGGUAGAGUUGCAGACAUUAACUGCACUGGAGAAAACCUUCCUACAGCUGCUAGAGGCUCAGACGACAGACGAGAACACUGCUCCACCUACAUAUUCCACACCUGUCACCAUGGAGACAUUGUCAUCUGUUUCCUUGGAGAGAAUGAAGGUUCAGCUGCUGCAGAAACAGUCAGAGCUCACGGCAACAGUUCAGGCUUUUGAGGAGUUUAAGGAGGUCAACAAAAAACAGCUGGCGGAGCUGGAAUCUGAGAAACUCUAUCUCGAGAAGUCUAACAAACAUCUGGAGAAGAUCCUAGAGGCCACUAAAGCCCACAGCAAGCAGGAAAAGUCUCAGCUUAACAAGAUUCACGCUGACACCAUCAAGAUUUUGACCACACCUACUAAAGCCUAUAACCUGAGGAAUCGGCUGGUGCCGCUGUCCAGCCCAGACCAUCUGAACGGACAGAUCGACGUUGAUGACAUCCAGAAUGAACAACCGCCCCCUGAGAUGAAUGAGCUGGCCUGUGAAGCCCUCACUGAAGAGCUCAAGCAAAUGCAGGAACAGGCCCUUCGUGUUCAGGGCCAGUUAGAUGACGAAGAAGCCACAAACAGAAAACUGCUUCAGCAAAUCGGCAAGCUAGAAGAACAGCUUACCGUAGCAAUGAAGCGGUCCAUUUGCACAGAGGAGACUUUUGGUGCUGAGCGGCGCUCUCUGCUGGAGGAACAGGAGCGUCUUCAAGAGAGACUCAGAACACUGGAACAGCAGCUGGAAGAUGACAAGAGAGAGAUGGACAUGGUGCGGGUGGAGGUGCGAGAUCUGCGUGUGGUGCUGCAGUCUUCUGAUAGAGAGCUGGAUGCGGUGCGGACUGAACUACAGCAGCAGAAAUCGGAGCACGAGAGGGAAAACGCACACCUGUCUAACAGCCUGAUCAGCACACAACUGCAGCUGGACACUGUCAAGUUGGAGUGGGAGCAGAUGUUGGAGAAGCAGCGUGUUCUUCAGGACGCGUUUGAUACGCUGCAGGCUGAGUUUCAGUUUGAGUUGGAUCAACACAGACAGCAGAUGGAGCUCAAGAGCAGAGAGUGUUCAGAACAUCAAACACUCAUUAACGAGUUGCAGCAGACUCUGCAGGCAGAGAAAAAGCAGAACAUCAGUGUGAGAUCUCAGCUGACUGCUCACAGAGAGAGUGUGUCCAAAGAGCUUUUGCAGUCUGUAGAAGAGAAUGCCUCAUUGAAAAAACAGAGCACUGACCUAACAAACAAAAAUCAGCAACAGUGUGAUGAGAUCAGCGCUCUACAGCAGAGUGUGUGUUUAGCCAACAUGACCAUCAGCAGCCUCAAGCAGAAGAUUGAACAAGACAAAGCUGUGGUGCUGGAGCUGAUGCAGAAGACCAGAGAUCUUCGCAGUGAGGUAGCAGAGAGAGAUCAGACUGUGUGUCUGCUGCAAGGAGAGAUCGAUGACAUCAGCGGGAAGUAUGUUGCGGUGUGUGCUGAGAAAGAGCGGAUGAGAGAGAUGAUCACACACAUGCAGAAUGAACUGCAGGAACUGCGAGAAGCUUCAGAGAGACGCCUCGCCUCCAACCAUGUUGAGCUGGAGCUGCUGCAGGAAGAUCUGGCGUACGCUACAGAUGAGGUGGAGAGACUCAGUAAAGUUGUGGAGGAGCAGACAGCUGUACUGGAGAGCUCUAAGACUCUGAACACAGAGAGAGAUAAUCAAAUAAACUCCCUGCAGGAACAGGUGACACAGCUGACCGAGCAGAUGAACCUUCUGAAAGCGAGAGAAUCUGUCCAUCAACCUUCAAACAUCUCUGCCACACCCAACAGAAAAAUACAGACACCUCAAACCCUGAGUGGCUUCGGCUCAAGUCUGUCUCAAGUGCUGGAGUGUCAGGAGAGAGAGCUAGAGAGCCAACGUUCCUCUAUGAUCACAAUGGAAGUUCUGCUGGAGGAACUCAACGCUGAACGCACAGCCAAGAACCAAGAGAUCGACAGAUUAAAGGCCCAGCUGAACGAAAAGGAGAUCAUGCGGCUGGAGAUUCAAACGCUGUUGGACAAGUUUUACUCUAUCCAGAAUCAGCACCAGCAGGGCAGCCAUACACACCAAGACCUGAGAGAGGCCAUACAUAUCUCUGUGCUGAGAGAACUACAAGAGGAGAGGAAUGGGAAAAGCUCCCUGAUGAUGCAGCUGACAGACACACAGAAAGCGCUGCAGAUGAAUGAGAACACUCUCGCCCAGUCUCAGACAUGUGUGCAGGAACUGACCACUGAACUCAGGAACCGCUGUCUGGAGCUCAGAGAGCUGCGACAGAAAGAGAAUCAACAGGAAAAACUGCAGCAGGAAGUGGAGGUUCUGAGAAAGCAGGUGGACCAUCUGACUGAGGAGAACGGGAAACUGUUGGGUCAUCAGAACCCCAAGCAGAAGAUCGAGUACCUGGUGAAACUGAAGAAGGAGAUCACCAAACUACAGGAGGAGAAUGGCAAACUCAGACAAUGUCUUCAUAUGGAAGAAAGUCCAUCAAAAGGCCUACAACAUCCUCAUCUGUGACAUGCUUGAAGUAGUGAAAUUAGACCUUAAAUUGUUUUUUCCCAGAACUACUCAAAUUACUUUUAGACUUGAAUUGUUUUUGAAUUAAUCUGAUGGCUGUUGAUAUUUUUCUCUCUCAUUCACCCUUUUUUGUCUGUUAACCUUUUUUUUUCUCUCUCUCUUGUGAUCGGUAGCUCUUUGUACACAAUUUAUAAAUUGCAAUUAUUUUCCUAUGAUACAUUUUUAUUAAAGUAACCUGUCAGUAAACAUAUCUUACCUAAACUUAUUCUAAAGUGCUUUUUUAAUACACUUUUUUUUUUUUU
This is a messenger RNA of Myxocyprinus asiaticus (Chinese sucker), 5236 nucleotides long. RefSeq names its product kinesin-like protein KIF15-A. Bases 804 to 4934 code for a protein of 1376 amino acids. The record is from RefSeq and is a predicted model, not a curated record. Gene Ontology annotation, biological process: microtubule-based movement. Gene Ontology annotation, molecular function: microtubule binding; microtubule motor activity; ATP binding. The transcript is spliced from 38 exons. NCBI's taxonomy places the organism in Eukaryota, Metazoa, Chordata, Actinopteri, Cypriniformes, Catostomidae.